UCACCGAACUCUGGUGUCUGCGUUUCAAAUGUACUCGUACUAAUGGCAGCUCGGUGUGUUCGCAUAAGCUCAUUUUUUCUCGUUGAGUCAUUCUCAAUUUUCAUUUGGAAUUUUCUUGAAUAUUAAACACUGUAUUUUAUUUCUUAUCUCUUUUAUCCCUUUGGAAAUAUGGCUCUACUGUGAGCGCUUGAUUUCUACUCUACUUUCAUUAACAUUAAUUAACAUUAAAUCCAGUGCUCCACAUUAAUUAACAGUGAAACAAGUAUCAGUUGAAAAAACAAUAACAAGAGAUUUAAUUUCUAUGCGCGGUUGCGUCGAUGCAAUAAUCAUGUUCCGACUCCUGCUUCUGCUUAUGAUCGUCGCCUCGGCCCAGAGCGAGCAUGUGACGAGUCUUAACUGCCUCGAUUGGACGCUUACGAGCUCAGCGCUGCCCAACAUCAGCGUGAAGGGGUCAGUGCCCGGUGGAGUGUACAGUGACCUCAAGAAGGCAGGAGUGCUGACUGCUGGAGACCUCAUCUACCGAGACAACGAUCUCACGUACCGCUGGGUGGCCAAAACUAACUGGACCUACAGCGCUCUGCUGAAGUUGAAUGACGGGAGUGAAGACACUUCCAACGCUCGCGUGGGUCUGGAAUUUGAUGGCAUCGACACAGUGUCUGCAGUUGCUCUGAACGGCGUCGUCAUUGGAACCACAGACAAUAUGUUUACGAAAUAUUACUUUGAUAUUCCUGAAGCUGACAAGAGCGGUGAUCCGCCGUUGCUGAGCGUCCACCUCGUGUCACCGGUGGUGUGGGCGGCAGCGCAGAGUGCGCGUCAGGCCCAACACUACCCUGUGCCCCCGAGCUGCGUGCCCCCCGAGUAUCAUGGGGAGUGUCAUGCCAACCACAUACGCAAAAUGCAGGCGUCUUUCGGCUGGGACUGGGGACCUGCCUUCCCAUCGAUGGGAAUUUGGCGGUCAGCCCGUCUGGUGCAAUGGAGUACAGCCUACAUCACCGACCUGCUACCGUCCUUAUCCAGUGACGCACCCUUCCCUUCUGUUCCAGACGGAGCGUUCAAACCUGCCUGGAAUGCCUCCAUCAAGGUUUUCCUGAGACUGGCUUACUUGGACGCGCCGUUGACAGGCGAGUUCUUAGUUCGCCUGGACGACAUCGUGAACGCGACCUUCAGUGCUCAGCUGACGCCGUCAGAACUAGAGCUCUCCGUCGUGACCCUGAACUUCACUAUUGAUGAGGGGUUGGUGGAGUUGUGGUGGCCGGCAGGGUUAGGGCAACAGCGUUUAUAUGAUCUUAACGUGACGUGGAUCUCUCAGAGCCCGUCGCUCUCCAGGGAAACUUCAACCAAGUCUGUCACUGUUGGCUUCCGUACGGUUCAACUCGACCAAAGUUUCGUAGAUCCAGUCAACGAAACGUUGGGACGCCACUAUCGCGUGUUGGUGAACAACGUGAUGGUGUUCCUCCGUGGCAGCAAUUGGGUGCCGGCUGAAGUUACACCAGAGCGCAUCACCAGCACAUAUAUCAAUCGUUUGUUGAAGGAUGCGGUUGCCGCUAAUCAGAACAUCAUCAGAGUGUGGGGUGGAGGAGUCUAUGAAGCGAACGCUUUCUACGAGACAGCUGACAAGCUUGGGCUCCUAGUGUGGCAGGACCUGAUGUUUGCCUGCAGCAUGUACCCCGUCAGUAGCGACUUCCUGUCCAGCGUCCGGCAGGAGGUGCGGACGCAGGUUCUACGUCUGGCGCAUCACGCCUCACUUGCCCUCUGGGCCUCCAACAACGAAAACGAGGCUGCACUGCGAGGCGACUGGUAUGGCACGGCCGCGAAUUUCGGCCUGUACCAGAAGGACUACGUAACACUGUAUGUAGACACGGCACGCACCGUGACUCAAGAGCUCGACCCCUCGCGAGUCUUCGUCGUAUCUUCGCCCAGUAACGGCCUGCGCUCCGAACAAGAGGGCUACGUUGCACAGAAUCCCUACAGCAACAAUUUUGGGGACGUUCAUUUUUACAACUACCUCAAGAAUGGCUGGGACUGGAGGAUAUAUCCAGCAUCGAGGAUGGUCUCCGAGUACGGCUACCAGUCCUGGCCAAGCUUUAGAACAAUGGCGACCGUGACGAAUGCAAGUGACUGGACGAUAUCAUCGGACCAAAUGAGCUACAGACAACAUCAUCCAUUCGGCAACACGGAACUCAACAUGCAGAUCAGGACGCACUUGGAGUUCCCGGACUCCGGCAACCCUCUCGUGGACUACAAACAUUAUCUCUACCUUACUCAGGUGCACCAGGCCAUGGCCAUGAGGGUGCAGACAGAGACUUACAGAAGACGGAGGUCCACGCUGCUGGAGGGAGGCGAAGGUCUCACUAGUGGAGCGUUGUACUGGCAACUCAACGACAUCUGGCCUGGAGCUUCCUGGAGCUCAAUAGAGUACGGAGGUCGGUGGAAGAUGCUGCAUUACUACUCUAAGAACUUUUUCAGCCCGAUUCUAGUGUCGCCGUACAUUGAUGGAACUCAGAUUCACGUGUGGGUAAUUAACGACACUCCAGAGCCCUCUGCGGAAGUGACCCUCGCCCUCGAGCUCAGGAGCUACUCCAGCUUCCAGUCCCUCUCGAGGACAUCCCUCCAGCUCGACUCUAUUGCGGCGCAGAACGCCUCAGAAGUGUGGGUGUUGGACGUGUACCGCGACUUGAAAGUUGAGCAGCUGUGUCACGACUGGCUGUACGCGUCACUCGACACCUGCUUCAUCACAUUCACUGCUCAAGACGCUCAAGGACAGCCUGUAGCGCCUAGUACCUUCCUAUUGUUAGGGGAACCCAACAACGCCCAGCUUAAAUAUGCCAGUGUCCAAGUAACGGGAGUGCACGCGGUCUCUUCUGAAAACCAAACUUACUUAGUUUCCCUCACCACCGACGAAGUGGCCCUCUUUGUCUUCCUCGAGACGGACGUGGCCGGAGUGUUCUCAGAGAACGGCUUCGUCAUGUUCGAGAGCGCAAUGACGGUGACAUUCGAGGCUCGUCGGCCUACGAGUUCCGACGAGCUGGUCGGCAGCAUCGAGAUCACCACGCUAACUCACACAGCGGAUACGAGCACAGCUUGGAGGCGGUAUUGGCGGCGCUGGCUUACCAGAAACGCCACAUAGGUGACGAGUGGAGUUGGCACUACGCAGGCUCUUAACGUCCAUAUUAUUAUGAUGAUGAUUACAUCACACCAGGGGCAAGCCUAUUCGCCUCUGUAAUGAAACCUUUCGACAUUCAAA
This is a messenger RNA of Hyalella azteca, 3244 nucleotides long. RefSeq names its product beta-mannosidase. Gene Ontology annotation, molecular function: beta-mannosidase activity. Bases 302 to 3127 code for a protein of 941 amino acids. Gene Ontology annotation, biological process: glycoprotein catabolic process. Lineage: Eukaryota; Metazoa; Arthropoda; Malacostraca; Amphipoda; Hyalellidae. The record is from RefSeq and is a predicted model, not a curated record. The transcript has 18 exons.